AUAUAUUUAUAUAUAUAAGCAAAGCAUUUACUCGUGGACGGUGGAGGUGGAGAACGGGUGGAGCCUGAUGGAUUUUGGAAAAACUGCUGCCUCCCAGACAGAACACGUUCAGAGGACGGACGGCUCUCAGGGUGGAGUUACAGGGACAUUCUUCUCAAGCAUCUUUAAUUAGCAGCACUGAGAGCUCCGGAUGAAGCACUUGUCUGUCAGUUCUGCACUAAGGUCUGUAGCGUGUAAUUGGUCUCCUGUCACUAAAGCAAAACCUGGCUGCACCAACUCACUGUAAAUGCCGGCUGCAGCUCUCAGAAAGGGACCAAGGCAGCUAAGCAGCGCCGUUUGGGUUAAGCAUUCCAUCUACUUACAGUUAUCCUUUGUGUCCUUAUCACCUGCCUGCUAAGUCAGCUGGAACCGUGUGGAUCAAGCCAAAGCAUGGGAAGCAAGUGCCCUCAAUAGGAAACUGUGCCCAGAUCAGGGCAGAGCAUGGUGUGGAUAGUAUUGUGGGCAACCCUCCAGCUCAUCAAAAAGGUAAAUGGAAGAUCUAGAAACAAACAUAUUCCAGACUCGGAAAGGACAUCGCAUAGAACAGAUGGUAGUAAGAUGGCUACGACGAUCAAGAGAUAACACAUCACGCAGCAGGAACUCUACAGGGGAUAGUCCAACCAGAAUAUGCAAUCAAUUCUCCUGCUCCUUAAAGCUAACUGUAGUAAUAGAGAAAGAUCUGCUUCUUGGCAAUUAUGGUUUUGACAUAUCCCGAAACCCUCCCCUUACUGUCACAGCUGUCACUGCAGGCAGUCCAGCUGAAGGAAAACUUUUAGCAGGUGAUCAAAUACUCAGGAUAAAUGGUGAAAAUGUGGAAAAUGUUCCUGCUGAGCAAGCAGCAAACAUUGUCAGGGAAUCUGUCGACUCUAUUACCAUGACUGUUCUUCGAAAUACCUCGAGCCCCAAAUCAUCCUUUCUUACAGCGGAGAAACGAGCAAGGCUGAGAAGCAAUCCAGUGAAAGUGAGGUUUGCAGAGGAAGUCAUUGUAAAUGGCCACACUCAGGGCAACUCUCUUCUCUUUAUGCCCAAUGUGCUCAAGGUUUAUUUAGAGAAUGGACAAACAAAGGCAUUUAAAUUUGAAAGAAAAACAACAGCAAAGGAUAUCAUCUUGACCCUAAAAGAGAAGCUUUCAAUCAAUAGCAUUGAGCACUUUGCACUAGCUUUGGAAGAACAGUACAACAUCUCGAAGGUUUUUCUUCUCCAUGAGGAUGAACUUAUUGAACAGGUGGUGCAGAAAAAAGAAUCUCACGACUACAGGUGCCUCUUCAGAGUCUGUUUUGUACCCAAGGACCCAUUACAUCUACUGCAGGAGGAUCCAGUUGCCUUUGAAUACCUCUAUUUACAGAGCUGCAGCGAUGUGCUUCAAGAACGAUUUGCUGUGGAAAUGAAAUGUAGUGUAGCUCUUCGUCUGGCUGCCCUGCAUAUCCAAGAGCGCAUUCAUACUUGUGGCCAGCCACAAAAGAUAUCUUUCAAAUACAUAGAGAAGGACUGGGGAAUAGACAACUUCUUAUCUCCAACUUUGCUCCGCAGCAUGAAAGGAAAGGACAUAAAAAAAGCCAUAAGUUUCCAUAUGAAGAGAAACCAGUGCAUUCUUGAGCCAAGACAAAAACAACCCGUAUCUGCCUCGCAAGUAAGGCUAAACUAUUUAAGGAUACUUGGAGAUCUGAAGACCUACGGAGGAAAAAUAUUCAAUGCAACUUUAAUGCUGCAGGACAGAGAGUCGUAUGUCACCCUACUUGUGGGAGCCAAGUACGGCAUCAGUCAGAUAAUUAACAACAAACUGAACAUCAUGACAUGCUUAGCAGAAUUUUCCAACAUAAGCAGAAUUGAGCUAAACCCUGAGUCAGAGAAAGUGAGCAUGGUAAAAGUCUACGUGCAGGAUGUCAAGCCACUUACUUUGCUUUUGGAGUCACACAACGCCAAGGAUAUUGCUUGUCUAAUUUGUGGAUAUUGCAAGUUGUUUGUAGAUUCCUCUACUACCAUAUUUCCAUGGCUUGGAAGCAGCCAAUUGCAUCGAGUAUCUGCAGAAGAAGGUUAUGAAUCAAGGGUCUGCAGUGACUCUGAAGAAUCUUCAGAUUUUGAUUCCUCUCUGGAACUGUCAUCUGAUCUUCACAUUCUGAAAUACCAUAGUAUCAAACCCCUACAUGAAGAAGAUGAGGAUAUAGAGGAAGAUAACGAAGAGAAAGAGAAUGUUAAAGAAUAUAAGGAGGAUGGAGAAAUUGAUAGUUGUGAUGUUGGAGAGAGAGGAUGUUGUGACGGGGGAAAUAAUGAUACAGACAGUAUUUCUGAAGCUUCUGACUCUGCUAACACAGAAAGUCAAGGAUAUAAAAUCAGCUGGUCAAGUGAUUCCAUUGAUGCUUUGGAGGAAGAUGAUCUAGAAACAUGCUCUUCAAGUCGACCAGAAUUUUUCCAUUUUUUUACACCCAAUUUUAAAGAUAUGGCCAUAGAUAGUAAAGGUGUUUUCAAUGGAUGUCCAGAACUGAAAGUUAGUGGUGAUGGAAGAAUAGAAUCUGAUCCACUACUUUGUUUUCUGCAGCUGUCAACCAGCAGGACAGAUAGUGCAGUAGAUACAAAGGAAAGCUCUGUUUCACCAAAGGGUACAGAAUACCAAGAAGAUAAUGAACUACAAGGUUUUUCUGUUGGAUGUCAACUCAUAGAAAACAGUGCAAUGGAGUAUUACAGCCUAUGCUCUAACGUAUCACCAGCUAGCAGUGUGGAAAAAUAUAUCCCCAGUAGUCCAGAGAGCAAUUCUGUGAGGGAUCAAACAGCAGAAGCAAAAGGACACAUGUAUAUUCAUGGCCUGAACAAUGAAGUUGAAAAACUAAUUUUAGACCCUCCACCUGGUUUCUGUGACAGUAGCUCAGAAGAAGAGUUUUUUGAUGCCACCGAUCGAUUUACUCCAACACAAACAUCUCCAGGUUCAAAAUCCAAUGUCCAAGGGACUAAAUUUCUUUACUCAGACAAUGUAGGAUUAAAAGGCCCAAAUGCAACUGAAAAACGCAAAAAGCAUCUAUAUUCAAAAAAGUCUGACAAAGUUUUAAGAAAGAGACGAUCUUUUUUACAGACUGACUAUACUUCUCAGGUCACAUUUCCUUUAUCGCCUUCCAGCUCACUGGAAACUAUGGAUCAUGUAUGCUGCUAUGAAAAAGAGUCUCACUUGUCUAUUGAUUCUCACUCUCUGACAGUUUCCUCCUUGAAGGAUACUGAAGGGGAACCUGCUUUAUUAGAAACAAAAUCACUUGCCCAACAUAAAUCUACAGCAAAAACAAAAAGCAGAACACAUUCUCCAAAUUUAAUGGAAAUGGAACCAGACACCAUGGAAAUUAAGUCUGUGACUGAUUCAGUUGUGUCUACCAUCUCUGCUUUUCGUUAUAGAUAUGAUGAAAAUAUGGAAGACAGACAACAAUCUGAAAAACUUUAUCCACUUGAUAGUUGUAAUGGAGAGCAUUCCACGAAAGAGAACACAAUGGAACACAAUGACCGAGCUAGUCCUUCGCAAAUAUCCCUACAGCUGGACAAUAUAAGUAUCGAUGGCCAAACUAAUGUCUGCUUGCAAGGGUUUAACUUUGACAAUAGCAGUUCAAAAGGCUUUUUAAAUAAAGAUAAUAUAGAAGACUUUCAGUCAGAGAUUACAACUACAUUUAAAAACAUAUUUGAGGACAGAGACCAACGAGGUCAGGAUGGCUACUGUAGUUCAGACCCUUACAUAGAUCCUACAGGCAGACAGUUAUUGUACAUUGCUAAAUUGGAAAAUGAACCAGUCUCCCCUACACACACUGUACAGAAAUCAGAGACGGAUGGACUAAAGUUACAUGAGAACAAUAUUAUUAGUGAUGGAAGUCCUUUUCAUACUUCUGCACAAAAUACUGAAACACAAAACGAUUUCCAAGCCUCCAAUGUAUUAUCUAAUUUAUCUGACAGACAUAAAUCUGCUUUUUGUGAAGUAGGUCCCUUGUGUGAAAGAGAUUUAUCACCAACAAUCAAUGAAGCAUCUACUAUGAAAAAUACAUACACAACUGCCAAUUGUGCAGUUAUGUUAAUGCCAUCCUGUUCAUCACCAGAAAAUCUGAAUUCUCUCAAAUUGUGCUAUGAUGAGGAAGAGGAAGAGCAUGGGUAUUUUUCACAAAACAGAACUGCUAAAAAGAGCAACUCACCAUUGUUUAAAUCAAGUAAAGAAAGAGCAAUAGACUUUAAACAGAAUGACUAUUUAAUAAGCUAUGAUUCAUCCUUUGCGGAGAAGGGGUGUCAUGAACUGGAAAAUUCAGAUAAAAGGCCAGAGAUCCCUAAAGUUGGAAACUGCAGCUGCCAGUUAUCUUAUACAAGUUGUUUUCGUGGUGGAGAGACUGAGACAGAUGAUGAAACUAUUGCCAAUGGGGUAACUGCGCCAGCAUUACCAAGGACAAAACCUCCCGCUUCAUAUAAUGUACGAUUUGUGGAAGGAAACAGCAACAGUAACAACACUAGAACACCAGAACAAUGUAAAACAUUUAACCAUUUAAAAGACAGAGUAUAUAAUCCUCUGACUGGUUUUGACAAAAUACAAGACAGUGUGUUGGACCUUCAAAAAAUCUUAGAAGAAAACCAAAACAAUACAGGGGUGCAUUCAUUAGAUAAUUGUGCAGCCAUUUUUACAGAACAAAAGUCAUCUCUUAGCAGUGUUUCUCAAAAGCUGGUUUCUAUCUCUCAGAAGGUUCUAAGAUUGGACCAGUCAUCAGAAGAAAUGUACAAAGUCAUGACAGAAUCUUUUUUCGGUCUUCUUCAGAUGACAGAAACGUGCCUACAAUUUUCAAGAUGCAACCAGUGCAACAAAAGGCAAAAUGAUGUCCAAUCAAACCUUCGGGAUCUUAUAUGCACCUAUCGUCAGUUUGUCCAGGCUGCCCAACAAGUUGUAGAGUGUGAUAGUCGAGAUAUGCAUUUGAAACUACUGUCUCGGCAGUGCACGUCUCUUACUGCAGCUGUAUUUUGUUUAACUCAGCAGUUUAGAGCUGUAAUAUCUACAUGAAAUGCACAACAAUACUGUGCUGUUACCCAAAACCAUGUCUCCUCCAAAACGGACACCCAGAAAUGCUAGAAUUCAGAUGAAACUACAAUUUGCACAGAUUUGUAAUCAUUCGUUACUUGAUAGAAACAUUAGCUUGGUAGACAAUAGAAGUUGACUAUAUGAAGACUGAUUCAAGUCUUACCUGUCACAUCUGCCUGGGCAUAUAUAUAUUUGUCAGACUGGUCCAUCUAUGUUUAGGUUUUGUUGACUUGAUGAGACUAAAUGAAUGUUUCACAGUGUAUGCCAGAUUUGAAUAAAUUAAAAUAUUUAGUGUCAGUACAUAGCACAAUGAUAUCAGUAUUGCCUUAUGAUCAUUUAUACUUGGAUGAAUGGAGACUUAGAUGAAUGAGGCAUUAAAUAUAUUGCUCUAUACUCCAUGUACAAUUAUAAGAUUACGGCAGUAUAAUGAGCACUGUAUGUAUUUUUUUUAUUUUCCUUAUAUAUAGCUUCUCUCAAGUAGAAACAGUUAUUUGUAUAUAGCCACCAAAGAACUAGUCUACAAAACAUACCUGUCUAUAUUUUGAUCCACAAUAUAGGUGUUAUUGUUUUAUCUUGCAAAUUAAAGAGCUGAAUGAUUGUAUUUUGCUAUAUAUUAGAUGUAACUAUAAUAUAUGCCUAAUAUGCAUUUGUAUUUUUUCAACAUAUUAAAAAGAAAAGAUGUUGCACUAUAUAACAAGAAAAUAAAGUAUGUUAGUGACUCCAGGGUAAAAAAAAAACAACUUUUAAAGUGUCUGGAACAAUCAUAUUUGGAAUUCUAUAUAUUUAUAUGCUGUUAUAUAUAACUAAAAAAGUAUGCCAUGCCUUCUGUUUACAGGUAACAAAAUGUUUAAUUAUAUGUUACAGUUCUAUUCUCUUGUAUAUGUAUUGUUACCUUGGACCAUAGAAAUAUGAUGCAUAAUAAAAUGGCAGGAGCAUGUUAAAUAUCCCGAA
Molecule: messenger RNA, 6010 nt
Organism: Xenopus tropicalis (tropical clawed frog)
Lineage: Eukaryota; Metazoa; Chordata; Amphibia; Anura; Pipidae
Gene: frmpd1
Product: FERM and PDZ domain containing 1
Exons: 16
Coding region: 530-5041 (1503 amino acids)
Source: RefSeq, a predicted model, not a curated record